AUGGGUAGCAUAACAACAACGACUUUCCAAGAUCCUUUUCAAGGCAUCCCAGCUGCCCGAGCACCAGAUGGCCUUGCAGCUCUCAUUUGGAAGUUCCUAGCGGAUACUGAUCCCAACAGAACUGAUCUCCUCGUGGGCGUGUACAAAACGGAGGAAGGGAAAGCAAUAGUUUCCGCCCAGACUCUCGGCGCAAGUGGCGGAUGUCACGUCGGAGCAGUCUUUUUGAAAAGUAAUUAUGGGCCGUGGAAGGAGAAUGUGAACGCUGAAAUUUUCCUGCCCAGCGAUACUUGGUUGAAUCAUCCUUUCGUCUUCCAGUCUGCGGGAAUCAAGCCCAGCAUUAUUCCAUAUUUUAGCAGCAAGACAAACACCGUUGAUUUUCAGAAUUUUUCAGAGGCCGUCAAGUCUUUGCCAACUCAAUCGGUGGUUCUUCUCCAGUCUGGAGCUCAGAACCCCACUGGAUGUGAUCCAUCGCCAGACCAGUGGCGAGAGCUAGCCUCAAUUUUCUUGGAGCGCGGUCAUUUAGCAUUCUUCGAUGCUGCAUAUCCUGGUUUUGCCUCGGGAGACAUUGACACAGAUCUUGAAGGUGUUCGUUUGUUUGCCGAGCGAGAGAUCCCGCUUGUUUUCGUCUCAACAUACGGAAAGUCCUUUGGGCUUUACAGCGAGCGCGUUGGGGUUGUAUCAAUUCUUGUUCCGAACGAGGAAACAGGAAAGAGAGUAGAAGCGCAACUGAGUCUCCUCGCACGCGCCGAGUCCGGCGCGCCACCCGAUUUCGGAUCCAAGAUUGUUGAGACGGUACUGUCAGAUGAGGCUUUGAAAAGCCAGUGGCGACAGGAAGUGCGUGAUAUGGCGAACCAGCUCAAGCACCGUCGAGCUACGCUAAGGGAAAUCUUGGAGAAAUUGGAAACACCAGGUAGCUGGCGGCAUAUUACUGAGCAGAACGGAAUGUUUUCAUAUGUUGGACUGUCUGUGGAGCAAGUCACUCUCCUCAGAGAGAAGCACCAUGUUUAUCUUCAGGACUCUGGGAGAAUUUCUAUCGCUGGGCUCAACAACUUCAAUAUCGAAUACACGGCUCGCAGUAUCAGCGAUGUCGUGAAAGCUACAGUCUAA
Penicillium digitatum Pd1 is the source of this 1107-nucleotide messenger RNA. The record is from RefSeq and is a predicted model, not a curated record. Lineage: Eukaryota; Fungi; Ascomycota; Eurotiomycetes; Eurotiales; Aspergillaceae.